This is a messenger RNA of Dermacentor silvarum, 1769 nucleotides long. RefSeq lists its product as uncharacterized. The coding region runs from base 507 to 1766 and encodes 419 amino acids. Lineage: Eukaryota; Metazoa; Arthropoda; Arachnida; Ixodida; Ixodidae. The transcript has 2 exons. Gene Ontology annotation, molecular function: nucleic acid binding; zinc ion binding. The record is from RefSeq and is a predicted model, not a curated record.
GUCUGCGUCAGCAGGCGUUUGGUGUGUUGCGACACCACGGACCCGAGCACAUGGGGGUUGGACCCUCCCGCGUGUAGCCGUGCGCGGCUGAGCCGUGUCUGGGGAAAGGGGGAUCCUGGGGGUUGAGCCGAUGCCGGGUGUUCGGACCUUUAUGGCCCCCCGGCAGAGGCAACACACCCCUUUGGCCUCGGCUUCACAUAGACGGCACCCCCGGACUGACCCACCCGGGGGAAAUCGGUAGUUGCCUUUUCCUAUCCUCCUCUUCAAUCUUCGUCUUUUUCUCUCACUUUCAAUCUUUCCUGUCUCCUUCUUACUUCUUAUAUUCUGAUUUUCCAGGCAGCUAGGGUUAACCUUGUGUGAGAUAGCCAACCUUGGUUAUAUCAUAUUUGGUUAUAGUGGUUGUGUACAGCUGGCGUUGGCAGGUCUUGUUCAUAACAACCCUGUCGCGUCCCCUUGUUGGGCUCCGCGGUGGGCGGCUGGCACCGCUGCCGAAGUCACUAAUUUGUAUGGCUUCUUCAUACCCCAAACUCCCUGAUCGCCCUCUCAUAAAAAGAGGGCGCACCGAUGAAUCAUUCAACUUCUUCACAAAGGCCACCGAAAUUUUUCCACGUUUCCACGUGAUUCACUGUGAAAACGCCGACAAAAAAGCGACAAACAUUUCACCCUUCUUAGUGUCAAAAUGUCUUACGGAGGUCAUUGGAAGUGGCUACAAAGCCACCAAGAUGGCAAGUGGUGACCUUCUGAUUGAGGUAAAAGACAAAAUGCAGUACGAAAAACUCACAAACCUGGUGGCAUUUGGCGAUAAAACCAUAUCUGUCAGCGCACACCGAACAAUGAACACCGUCAAGGGUGUUGUUUCAGACAGCGACCUCAUGGACUUGACUGACGAAGAACUCCUGAAUGGAUGGAAAGAAGAAAACGUUAUAAAUGUACAACGCAUAAAAAUCAGGCGCGACAACAAAGAACUACCAACCAAACACAUAGUACUUACUUUUGGCUCUAGCACACUCCCAGAUGCAAUAGAAACAGGCUACCUUAAACUGCGUGUAAGACCUUACAUUCCGAAUCCACGACGUUGCUACAAGUGUCAGAGGUUUGGCCAUGCCUCUCAACGCUGCCGAGGACAACUAACUUGUGCGAAAUGCGCUGCAAAAGAUCACUCUGCCGAUGAAUGUACUGCUGAGGCCCAUUGCGCAAACUGCGAUGGCAGCCACCCUGCAUAUUCCAGAUCUUGCGCAGCCUGGAAGAAAGAAAAAGAGAUAAUUACGAUCAAAGUCAAAGAGAAUAUCACUUUCCGGGAAGCACGACAGCGUCUUUCGCCUUCAUUUUCCAUGAAAACUUCUUUUGCCGAAGUGGUGCAACAGGGGGCAGCAUCACGACGGACCCCGGCGGUCGCCCAAGGUACGCGCAGCGUACUGAAGCGACUGCCACCCGCCCCCAUGGUGGGAGCAGCUAAGGCUGCCCUGCCCUUCUCGAAAUCGGCCACACCAGAGGCCUCUACUAGCGCUGGCAGCAGCCAUCGCAGCUCAGAGGCUAAGGAGGACCCAUCGGCCUCCGGGCUGGUGGGGCCACAGCCUUCGUCCCUCGAGGCGAAGGCUACACGACGUACACAUCGCUCGUUAGAGCGAGUGUCCAGCGCUUCGGAAGAGGCUAUGGACACUACUCCAAGCAAGGUGGUGCAGUCAGCACCUAAAGAGCGGCCAAAUUCUUUGGACCGCUCUAGAAAAGACAGAACCAAAAUUACAGGGCCGCAAACGGCUCUGUAGGCU